Oncorhynchus keta (chum salmon) is the source of this 9109-nucleotide messenger RNA. Its product is annotated as whirlin-like. Gene Ontology annotation, molecular function: protein binding. The coding region runs from base 272 to 3772 and encodes 1166 amino acids. Lineage: Eukaryota; Metazoa; Chordata; Actinopteri; Salmoniformes; Salmonidae. The record is from RefSeq and is a predicted model, not a curated record. Gene Ontology annotation, cellular component: photoreceptor inner segment; stereocilia ankle link complex; stereocilium tip. Gene Ontology annotation, biological process: auditory receptor cell stereocilium organization; sensory perception of sound. The transcript is spliced from 12 exons.
UCUGCACGAGUAUUUAUAGCAACUUUUUGAAUCAAUUAUUUUCUCACCAUCAUCUACCACGCACCUUCACACUAAACCGGACUACAUAAAUAGAUGAAGAUAGAAGAUGCGACGACAAUGGUAAGCAGAAUUUUGAAAGGUGACUUCCUCCAAGAAUCGCGGUGCGGUCACCUAUGUUUUCGGAGCGGAGUGACAUCUACAGAAUUAUUAUAAAUGCCUGAUAAUCUGACCAUCUCUGUCUGCGGUGCGGUGUUUACGUUAAAAUUGUAGGAUGAUGAGCAGUGAUUUGGAGCACGUUUCACUCAAUUCAACGACGGCCAGCAACUCCGGGACUGGUUCGGGCGGCCGAGGGCUGUCAGCCAACGUUCGGAAGCUGCACAACGCGCUCAACUUGCUGCUCACUGACUUCGAGAGAGAACAAUUUAUCCACUGCCUCAAUGUUUACCACGCUAAACGCAACGUCUUCGACUUGGUUCAAACUCUCAAAAUAAUCCUCAACACGCCGAACAAACGACAACUCCUCCCCAUGUUGCGUUUGGUCAUUCCCCGCUCAGAUCAGCUGUUGUUCGACCAGUAUACUUCCGAGGGCCUGUACCUUAAAACGGAUCAUCUACCACUAAACAGUGUCAACAACCUUGAAAGCUUUGGAGGAGUAGGCAAUACUGCAAACAACUAUGUCCCAAUUCCCACUACACACUUUAUGAACCCGCAUGAGCCCCAGUUGCCUCAUGAUCUUUCUUGUUUCACAUCACCAGAAGCUUGCCCGUGCCCCGACAGUUUCAGCACCACGGCUGAUGGGACAGCUCCCCUGGCUUUCGUGCAGGGGGAGGCUGUUGGAGAGAUCCGCGAAGUGACACUGAGACGCAGCAAAAGCAAUGAGGGCUUAGGGUUCAGCAUCCGGGGAGGUUCUGAGCACGGUGUGGGAAUCUAUGUGUCGCUAGUAGAACCCGGAUCUUUUGCCGAGAAUGAAGGACUGAGGGUCGGGGAUCAGAUAGUGACUGUUAACGGCAUGCUGUUUGACAGAGUCUCACACAUGGAGGCAGUCAAGGUCCUGAAAGGCUGUAAGAAGCUGGCCAUGUCAGUUUGUUCAGUGGGCCGGAUCCCCGGGGGGUAUGUCAGCAACAACAUUUAUGCCUGGGUGGAUCCUCAUGGCCGCAGUGUGUCCCCUCCCGCCGACCUGGAGCAGCAAAGCACCCUGGGACCACAACACAGCCAGAGAUGUACAGGACACACACAGGAGAAGACAGUAAACCUGAACCUGGACGAUGGUCUCUCUCUGGGCCUGAUGAUCAGAGGAGGGGCGGAGUAUGGCUUGGGUAUCUACAUCACUGGGGUAGACCCCGGCUCAGCUGCAGACCACGGGGCACUCAAGGUGGGCGACCAGUUGCUGGAGGUGAAUGGGCGGAGCUUCGUGGCCAUCCCCCAUGACGAGGCGGUGAGGAUCCUGAAGACGUGUCGUCACCUGCUGGUGAGGGUGAGGGACGUUGGCCGCGUGCCCCAUGCCCGCACCGUGGUGGACCAGACCAAAUGGAUCAGCAGCCCCAUCACCCCUAGCCCACCGCCCAUAACAGAGAGCACCGCCAGCCCAGCCGCUACACGGCCGCAGGCGUGGUCAAGGAUAGCAGUGUUCAGUACAAAAAUCGGGUUCUCGUCUGUUUGUCAAGGUGUGGGGCCCCUGGGUUUCCAGGUGUCUCUGGAGGAGCAGGCCUUCCUGCUGCUGACAGACCCGGAGAGACAGACCAUGGGCUACUACCUGCGGGAGUACCAGGAGGGACAUAUCGGCCUGGAGCCCCUGACCAUGGCCCUGUUUGAGCUCUUCAACACUCGUGCCAAGUUGUCCCUGCUAUCUGAGGUGCGGAGUCAGGUGGCUCCCCAGGAACUGGAGCUGUAUGAUGGCCUGGUGCUGCAUCGCGAGAGGGAGGCUCUGAAGGCCUGGCACGGAGGAAUGGGAUCCCUACACCCUGUGCACCCAUACAGCCGCUGUAUACACGCUGAGCCCUCAGCCAGCCACAGCCACUCCAACCCGGCCACUCUCUGCUCUACCAAGGAGUGCUCACAUGGUGACAUUGUACAGCAAGAUCCAGGGGCAACCACUAAUGUCCUACCUGACGUUACAUUGAAUGAAGUGCAGUCGACAGCUGAGUCUCCUCCGUUCUUCAAGCCUCCUCCUCCCCCCGGACCCGGACAGACCCAGCCCAGACAUCCGAAGGACAGGGAGAGGGAGCAGUCCAAGCGCCUCUUAUCCAGACACUCCCAAUCUGGCCUGGUCUUUACUGCCCCCACCAGGCUGCACCAGGAAUGUCACCACAAACACCUUAAAGCCUUCCAAAGCUUCUCAAACCACCAAACUUCCAACUCCCCUAGCUCUGACCUCCAUCACACCUGUCCCAACCCUGGCCAUCAUAACAGCUCCAACCCUGGCCAUCAUAACAGCUCCAACCCUGGCCAUCAUAACAGCUCCAACCCUGGCCAUCAUAACAGCUCCAACCCUGGCCAUCAUAACAGCUCCAACCCUGGCCAUCAUACCACCCCCAACCCUGGCCAUCAUACCACCCCCAACCCUGGCCAUCAUACCACCCCCAACCCUGGCCAUCAUACCACCCCCAACCCUGGCCAUCAUACCACCCCCAACCCUGGCCAUCAUACCACCCCCAACCCUGGCCAUCAUACCACCCCCAACCCUGGCCAUCAUACCACCCCCAACCCUGGCCAUCAUACCACCCCCAACCCUGGCCAUCAUACCACCUCCAACACUGGCACUGGCCAUAGUGUCUAUCCAAGCUCUGGCAAUGACACAUCCAUGAACUCUCUUCACCACACCUGCCAAAGCUCCCUCCACAUCUCCACAACUACCUCCUCCGACCACCACACCCCCCAAACACAUCACGGCUGCUCCAGCUCUGGCCACCAUUCCUGCCCUGGCUCCCUUCAUCCCAAGCACUCUGGUCCUCAGAACAAGGACACAUUCAUCAAGCUUCCCAUCUUCAGAUCCUGCUCCCAUGAGAAGCCUGUUACCUCCCCUGGUCCCUCCCCAUGUCUCUCUCCCUGUCUCUCUCCCUGUCCCUCCCCUGGUCCAUCCCCAUGUCUGUCCCCCUUUCCCUCCCCCUGUCCUUCACCCUGUCCCUCUCUCUCUGUACUGGGACCUUCCCCAUGUAGUCCAGACAGGUCCUGCUCCCCCUGCUCUCCCUCCCUCAGCCAGGGAGGUUUGUGUGUCAUGGCCGACACACACAGACUGACUGUUGAGGCUAGGCCCGAGCCCCAGCAGAGAGGCACCACAUUGUCCCAGCUGUCAGACAGUGGUCAGACUCUGAGUGAGGACAGUGGGGUGGACAUUGCUGAGGCACGAGGGCUCAGUAAAGACAGCAGUCCUUGGCCAACUAAGAACCAGGCCAGCCAGGCCACACAAGGGCCCCAGGGGGCCCAGGGUUCUGCAGUACUGGCAUCCAAACAGCAGCCUGGCUCUCCAGUGCCCAUACUUACUCUGGUACGUGUGGUAAAGAAUGCCAACACUCUGGGCAUUGCUAUAGAGGGAGGUGCAAACACACGGCAGCCACUGCCACGCAUCGUCACCGUACAGAAGGGGGGCUCGGCACACAGUUGUGGGCAGCUGAAGGUGGGACAGGUGAUUCUGGAGGUGAACGGGGUCUCCCUGAGGGGUAGAGAGCACCGGGACGCUGCUCGCAUCAUCGCUGAGGCCUUCAAGACCAAAGAGAAGGACCACAUUGACUUCCUGGUUACCGAGUUUAACACAGCCCUACUGCAAGGCCUUUAGUGGGGUCGUAUUUAGGCACCACACAGAAGAAAAGAGACUGAAGGGACCACCUGAACAAGAAGGGACCUCCUGAACUAAUGCUUGUUCCCAUUUUCCUGCAGGGGCUUCAGCAGGACGUUGCACUUUAGAGAGCUGGAACAGAUGGAGGAAAGAGAGAACGGAAGGAGGGAGAAGUUUGGAGUGUUGCACCUGGGGACAAAAUAAAGACAAUCCGUUAUUCUCCUGUAAGCCCCUUCUCCCUUCCCACAUUGUUGUCCCUCUAUCCCAAAUUACCAGGCUGGCCAUGUAGUGUUAAAAAGCUCAAAUGCCCGGCAUCCUGCCUUAAGAACCCACCGAUAGAACACACAGUUGAAGUCGGAAGUUUACAUGCACUUAGGUUGGUGUCAUUAAAACUGAUUUUUCAACCACUCCACACAUUUCUUGUUAACAAACUAUAGUUUUGGCAAGUCGGUUAGGACAUCUACUUUGUGCACGACACAAGUCAUUUUUCCAAUAAUUGUUUACAGACAGAUUAUUUCACUUUAUAAUUCACUGUAUCACAAUUCCAGUGGGUCGAAGGUUUACAUACACUAAGUUGACUGUGCCUAAACAGCUUGGAAAAGUCCAAAAAAUUAUAUCAUGUCUUUAGGAGCUUCUGAUAGGCUAAUUGACAUAAUUUGAGUCAUUUGGAGGUGUACCUGUGGAUGUAUUUCAAGGCCUACCUUCAAACUCAGUGCCUCUUUGCCUGACAUGUGAAAAUCAAAAGAAAUCAGCCAAGACCUCUGAAAAAAAAAAUGUAGACCUCCACAAGUCUGUUUCGUCCUUGGGAGUCAUUUCCAAAUGCCUGAAGGUACCACAUUCAUUUGUACAAACAAUUGUACGCAAGUAUAAACCCCAUGGGAUCACGCAGCCGUCAUACCGCUCAGGAUGGAGAAGUGUUCUGUCUCCUAGAGAUGAACUUACUUUGGUGCGAAAAGUGCAAAUCAAUCCCAGAACAACAGCAAAGGACCUUGUGAAGAUGCUGGAGGAAACGGGUACAAAAGUAUCUAUAUCCACAGUAAAACAAGUCCUAUAUCGACAUAAAGGAAAGGCUGCUCAGCAAGGAAGAAGCUACUGCUCCAAAAUAAAAAAGCCAGUUUGCAACUGCACUAAGAUUGUACUUUUUGGAGAAAUGUCCUCUGGUCUGAUGAAACAAAAAUAGAACUGUUUGGCCAUAUUGACCAUUAUGUUCAGAGGAAAAAGGGGGUGGCUUGGCUUGCAAGCUGAAGAAUACCAUAACAACUGUGAAGCACGGGGCUGGCAGCAUCAUAUUUUGGUGGUGCCUUGCUGCAGGAUGGACCGGUGCGAUUCACAAAAUAGAUGGCAUCAUGAGGUAGGAAAAUCAUGUGGCUAUAUUGAAGCAACAUCUCAAGACAUCAGUCAGGAAGUUAAAGCUUGGUUGCAAAUGGGUCUUCCAAAUGGACAAUGACCCCAAGCAUACUUCCAAAGUUGUGGCAAAAUGGUUUAAGGACAAAAAAGUCAAGGUAUUGGAGUGUCCAUCACAAAGCACUGACCUCAAUCCUAUAGAAAAUGUUGGGCAGAACUGAAAAAGCAUGUGCGAGCAAGGAUCCUAUCAACCUGACUCAGUUACACCAGCUCUGUCAGGAGGAAUGGGCCAAAAUUCACCCAAUUAAUUGUGGGAAGCUUGUGGAAGGCUACACAAAACGUUUGACCCAAGUUAAACAAUUUAAAGGCAAUGCUACCAAACACUAAUUGAGUGUAUGUAAAAUUCUGACCCACUUGGAAUGUGAUGAAAGAAAUAAAAGCUGAAAUAAAUAAUUCUCUCUAACAUUUCACAUUCUUAAAAUAAAGUGGUGAUCCUAACUGACCUAAGACAGGGAAUUACUACUAAGAUUAAAUGUUAGGAAUUGUGAAAACUGAGUUUAAAUAUUUUUGGCUAAGGUGUAUGUAAAUGUCCUACUUCAACUGUAAUAGCAUUAAAAAUAACCAUAGAAGAACCCACCAGAAAAGCGUAAUAGAAACUAAGGAUCCACCAAUAGAGCCUAAAUGCAUUGAGAAGAACCCACCAAUAGAAUAAAAAAUAACCCAAGAAGAACCCACCAAUAGAACCUAAAAGCAUUGAGAAGAACCCACCAAUAGAAUCUAAUAUAGUCCAAGAACAACCCACCAAUAGAACAUACUGGAAUUGAGAAAAACCCACCGAUAUAAUCUAAUACAGUGCAUUUGGAAAGUAUUCAGACCCCUUGACCUCUUCCAUAUUUUGUUACAUUACAGACUUAUUCUAAAAUUAAAAAUGUUCAAUCAAUCUCAUUAAUCUACACACAAUACCCCAUAAUGACAAAGCAAAAACAAGUUUUUAGAAAUUGUUGCAAAUUUAUUAAAAACAGAAAUCCCUUAUUUACAUAUUUACUAUGAGACUCGAAAUUGAGCUCAGGUGCAUCCUGAUUCCAAUGAUUAUCCUUGAUGUUUCUACAACUUGAUUCUAGACCACCUGUGGUAAAUUCAAUUGAUUGGACAUGAUCUGGAAAGGCACACACCUGUGUGUAUAUAUAAGGUCCCACAGUUGACAGUGCAUGUCAGAGCAAAAACCAAGCCAUGAGGUCGAAAUAAUUGUUUGGAGAGUUCCGAGGCAGUAUUGUGUUGAGGCACAGAUCUGGGGAAGGGUACCAAUAAAUGUCUACAGCAUUGAAGGUCCCCAAGAACACAGUGGCCUCCAUCAUUCUUGUGUUUGGAACCACCAAGGCUCAUCCUAGUGCUGGCCGCCAGGCCAAACUGAGCAAUCAGGGAGAAGGGCAUUGGUCAGGGAGGUGACCAAGAACCCGAUGAUCACACUGACAGCGCUCCAGAACCUUCCAGAAGGACAACCAUCAGCACUCCACCAAUGAGGCAUUUAUAGUAGAGAGGCUAGCUAGACAGAAGCCACUCUUCAGUAAAAGGCACAUUGGAGUUUGCCAAAAGGUACCUAAAGACUCUCAGACCAUGAGAAACAAGAUUAUCUGGUCUUAUGAAGCCAAGAUUGAUUUUUUUUGGCCUCAAUCAAUCAAAUGUAUUUAUAAAGCCCUUCUUACAUCAGCUGUUGUCACAAAGUGCUGUACAGAAACCCAGCCUAAAACCCCAAACAGCAAGCAAUACAGGUGGCUAGGAAAAACUCCCUAGAAAGGCCAGAACCUAGGAAGAAGCCUAGAGAGGAACCAGGCUAUGAGGUGUGGCCAGUCCUCUUCUGGCUGUGCCGGAUGGAGAUUAUAACAGAACAUGGCCAAGAUGUUCAAAUUUUCAAAGAUGACCAGCAGGGUCAAAUAAUAAUAAUAAUAAUCACAGUGGUUUUCAGCACCUCAGGAGUAAAUGUCAGUUGGCUUUUCAUAGCCGAUCAUUCAGAGUAUCUCUACCGCUCCUGCUGUCUCUAGAGAGUUGAAAACAGCAGGUCUGGGACAGGUAGCACGUCCGGUGAACAGGUCAGGGUUCCAUAGCCGCAGGCAGAACAGUUGAAACUGGAGCAGCAGCACAACCAGUUGGACUGAGGACAGCAAGGAGUCAUCAGGCCAGGUAGUCCUGAGGCAUGAUCCUAGGGCUCAGGUCCUCCGAGAGAGAGAGAGAGAAAGAAAGAAUUCGAGAGAGCAUACUUAAAUUCACACAGGACACCGGAUAAGACAGAUAUAACACACUGACCCUAGCUCCCGACACAAACUACUGCAGCAUCAAUACUGGAGGCUGAGACAGGAGGGGUCAGGAGACACUGUUUGGCCUGAAUUCGAAGCAUCACGUCUGGAGGAAACCUGGUAGCAUCCCUAUGGUGAUGCAUGGGGUUGGCAUCAUCAUACUGUGGGGAUGUUUUUCAGUGGCAGGGACUGGGAAACUAGUCAGGAUCGAGGGAAAGAUGAACGAAGCAAAGUACAAAGAGAUCAUUGAUGGAAACCUGCUCCAGAGCGCUCAGGACCUCAGACUGAGGCGAAGGUUCACCUUCCAAUAGGACAAUGACCCUAAGCACACAGCCAAGACAACGCAGGAGUGGCUUCGGGACAAGUCUCUGAAUGUCCUUGAGUGGCCCAGCCAGAGCCCGGACUUGAACCCGAUCAAACAUCUCUGGAGAGACCUGAUAAUAGCUGUGCAGUGACGCUCCCCAUCCAAUCUGACAGAGCUUGAGAGGAUCUGAAAAUCUGAAAAUAAAAAGUAGGAAAAGUAAAGAUAACUUAAUAGGAAAUGACUCAAGUAAAAGACACCCAGUAAAUACCUACUUGAGUAAAAGUAUAAAAGUAUUUGGUUUAAAAUACACUUAAGUAUCAAAAUUAAAACUAUAAAUCAUUUCAAAUUCCUUAUAUUAAGCAAACCAGCACCAUUUUCUUGUUUUUUAAAUUAAUGGAUAGCCAGGGGCACACCGCACACUCCAACACUCAGACAUCUUUACAAACAAAUAUGCUUCAAAAACCUACUGAGUAAAGGUUCUGAAUAUUUCUGUAAAUGUGAUAUUUCAGUAUAUACAGUAUGUAUUUUUAUAAACAUUUGUAAAACAUUUAAAUGUAUAUAUAUAUAUUUUGCUUUGUCCAUGGAGAACAAGAGCACCUCCUCCCAGCUGCCCAAUGCACUGAGGCUAGGGAACAUGGUCACCACCGAUAAAUCCAUGAUUAUCGAAAACUUCAACAAGCAUUUCUCAACGGCUGGCCAUGCCUUCCACCUGGCUACUCCUACCUCGGCCAACAGCUCCGCCCCCUCCGCAGCUCCUCGCCCAAGCCUCUCCAGGUUCUCCUUUACCUAAAUCCAGAUAACAGAUGUUCUGAAAGAGCUGCAAAACCUGGACCGGUAUAAAUCAGCUGGGCUUGACAAUCUGGACCCUCUAUUUCUGAAACUAUCCGCCGCCAUUGUCGCAACCCCUAUUACCAGCCUGUUCAACCUCUCUUUCAUAUCGUCUGAGAUCCCCAAGGAUUGGAAAGCUGCUGCAGUCAUCCCCCUCUUCAAAGGGGGAGACACCCUGGACCCAAACUGUUACAGACCUAUAUCCAUUCUGCCCUGCCUAUCUAAGGUCUUCGAAAGCCAAGUCAACAAACAGGUCACUGACCAUCUCGAAUCCCACCGUACCUUCUCCGCUAUGCAAUCUGGUUUCCGAGCCGGUCACGGGUGCACCUCAGCCACACUCAAGGUACUAAACGACAUCAUAACCGCCAUCGAUAAAAGACAGUACUGUGCAGCCGUCUUCAUCGACCUUGCCAAGGCUUUCGACUCUGUCAAUCACCAGAUUCUUAUCGGCAGACUCAGUAGCCUCGGUUUUUCGGAUGACUGCCUUGCCUGGUUCACCAAUUACUUUGCAGACAGAGUUCAGUGUGUCAAAUCGGAGGGCAUGCUGUCCGGUCCUCUGGCAGUCUCUAU